Molecule: messenger RNA, 4506 nt
Organism: Oryzias latipes (Japanese medaka)
Lineage: Eukaryota; Metazoa; Chordata; Actinopteri; Beloniformes; Adrianichthyidae
Gene: e2f1
Product: E2F transcription factor 1
Biological process (GO): regulation of transcription by RNA polymerase II
Cellular component (GO): Rb-E2F complex
Molecular function (GO): RNA polymerase II cis-regulatory region sequence-specific DNA binding; protein dimerization activity; DNA-binding transcription factor activity, RNA polymerase II-specific
Source: RefSeq, a predicted model, not a curated record
UCCCCAUGCUCUGUAACGUGACAGACGGCCAUUUCCACCAAUCGGAAGACACCAAUCGCGUCACGCGCAAAACGAAUCCCACUGGCCAAUCCCAGCGGUCGCUUUUCCCCACGUGCCAGUUUCGCGGCAAAAAGGAUUUCGCGCGAAAACCGUCCAGCCUUGUUUAGAUAUAGAUCAGCUGGGACAACAACAAUGACGGCUGCUAAUGGGGUCGGCGCGGCUCGUUUACAGAUGGACCCGAUCUUCGGCGAGCAGACGAAGGAGCAUCGGCACAUUUUUUAACGUUUGAGCGAGUAUUUCCUCCGUUUUGUCUGCAUCUCCCGCGUUUCUCCGAGUGCUUCCUGCGUGCCCCAACAGUACGAGGGGGACCGAAGAACUGCAGCUAAUCCCUGAAGCUAGCAUGCUAAAGUUCCCCGUAUUUCCGCGCUAAACUCUCUGUCGUCGCCGUCGCCCGGACGGAUGGUUGCUUUCUUUUGGGAACUAUUUUCUCAAAGAUGGUGUGGAUCUGCGAUCAUGAUGCCUCCGCCGAGUGAAUGUGUAUUUUUUUUAUUGCUUAGAUAGCCCAGUUCUGUGAGCGUCUAUAAAGUUUUCCGAACCCGUUAAUGAAGCCAUAUCGUAGGGAAAAGGAGAUAAACUUUUAGGUAGUGGUGGUAAAUGUAGUCCUCUGCUGUUGUUCGUGUUUAUUAGCAAAGUUGUUGUAGUCUUUUCUUGUGGUAAGCUAGUUCGUUAGCUUGGUAGCUCUGUGUUUGAGGACGGAGUGGCGAGGCCUCUGACAGGAAAACGAAAGACUAGCAGGCUAGCUCGCUCAUGAUCUCAAUUUACGGCGGGUUUCUUCUUCUACUUCGUCUUUUGACCUUCUUUUAUUUCCGCUGAAAACGGCGCGCGAGCCGAGCAGCGCGUGAGCCUAAAAUUUCAGGCUCGCUGUAGGUCAACCUUCAGCAGGAGGAGGAGGAGGAGGAGGAGAGGUUAAUGGAUCAGCAUUUUCUCCUCAAGUCCUCCUAACAUGUUUGGGGUCACCUGGUGCUGAGCCUGUUUUGAUACCCCAGUUGGUGCCCCCACCCUCCCUGGCAUUCCCCCAGUCUGCUGCAGGAGCCCUUUGGGCGGCAGGCAGUGCCAUGUCAGAGACUCUGAUAACGGGUCAGACAUCCGAGGAUCUGCUGAAGGACUUUGAGACUCUGCUGAACUCCGGGAGCAUCGAUCUGAGCCAGGACCACCAGAUCGUCAUCAUCACCAGCCCCAGCAAUGAGGGACUCCACCCGCUGGCCGCCCCCAGCAGCACGGGGGAAAUCCUGCUAUUCGCCACGCCGCAGAGCCACGCCGACGCGGGGGGCCAGGACAGGAGGAGGCCGGCUCUGGGAAGACCUCCGGUGAAGAGGAAGCUGGACCUGGAUAGCGACCACCAGUAUGUCAGCACCACCCGAUCCUCCGCCAGCCAAGCACCUCCUUCUACUCCUGCUCCUCCCAGAGUUCCUCGAAGCACGGCGGAGAAGUCGAGGUACGACACCUCCCUGAACCUGACCACCAAGCGCUUCCUCAACCUGCUGUCCCAGUCGGCCGAUGGCGUGGUGGAUCUGAACUGGGCCUCGCAGGUCCUGGACGUCCAGAAGAGGCGCAUCUACGACAUAACCAACGUCCUGGAGGGAAUCCAGCUCAUCUCCAAGAAGUCCAAGAACCACAUCCAGUGGCUAGGAAAUCGCAUCGACGCCUCCAUGGUGUCCCGCCAUAAGGAGCUGCAGAGGGAGGCGUGCGACCUGACGGAGGCCGAGGAGCAGCUGGACGAGCUGAUCGCCAAAUGCAACCUGCAGCUGCGGCUCCUGACUGAGGAUCCACAGAACAAGAAGCUGGGAUACGUGCGCUGCCAGGACCUCCGGCAGUCCUUCGACUCUCCGGAUCAGCUGGUCAUGGUGAUCCGAGCUCCUCCGGAGACGCAGAUGCAGGUCUCCGAGCCCAGUGAGGGCUACCAAGUGUCGCUGAAGAGCACCAGAGGUCAGAUCGACGUCUUCCUCUGUCCGGAGGACAGCUCCGGCGUUUGCAGCCCAGUGACGGGAACCAGUCCCUCCAAAACCGGCGCCGACCCCUCCCUCGCCUCACCCCUCCUCCCGCAUCCUGCAGAGCCGCCGCCGCAGCUCAGGAGCAGCGCCGCCGCUCAGGAGGCGGCUCUGGCGUCGCCCGUGUCCACGUCGUCCACGGCGACGGCAGCCUCACAACAGGAAUCCACGGCGAUCGGCGGAGACGCAGAAUCCCUCCUGGGGGGCGACCCGUUCUCCAGCCUGGGAGACAUGGCCGACUUUGACCUCUCGCCGCUGUCUUCCUCGGACUUCCUGAACGGCGAAGGCCUUCCUCUGGCGUUGGACAACUUCAUCAACCUGUCUCCUCCCCAGAGCCACGAUUAUCACUUUGGUCUGGAGGACCACGAAGGCAUCAGCGAGCUCUUCGACUGCGACUUUGACGAACUCUCGCACGUCCUCGGGGACGGUUAGCUAACGGAGGAAGAGGGCGGCCGGUGUGGCUCCACCGUUUGCAGAUUCCGAUGGAGCGGAGCAACAAAGAGGACUGAGUCGGGUCUGAAUGACCCGCUUUGUGUCUUGAACUUUGGGCUUUGGGAGACUUAUUGUGUUCAAAUGACCAACAAUCCCCCAGAAAACGUCUUGAAAUUGUACAGAAAUUCUUCAUCAUCACUUCUUUGUGGCCAUUUUCCAAUUUUAGACCAAGACUUUAGCUCUAGAAAGCUAUUUAAAUUAUUUAUAUGAAUUUAAUCUUUAUUUUUUCUACCUAAUGAGCUUUUGGGUGUUGUCGAUAAAGUUUUGUGUGGGUGGUAGAGGUGUGUGUGUGUGUGUGUGUGUGUGUGAUGUUUGGACUCGUAGGGGGAGGUCUCCUUCGCAGGCACGCCGUGAAUUAAGGUUUGCCGCCCCAGAUGCAUGUUGGGAGCUUUAGUGCGGGGUCGUUUCCCUCGGCGUCGGCAGAGAAGUUCUUCUGAAUCUCGGAUGAUUUGGAGGAAGGAGACGGCGGGAAACGUUUGGACACCAACUUUAAAUGCCGCCUCUCUCUGCGGAGAAACCGGGUGACGUCCAGCUGUGGGCGGGUAAGAAUCUGAUCAUGACUGGAGUCCUUUCUGGAGGUCUCGGGUGCUCCGGGCUGGAUCCAGUCAGAGGGGCGGUUCUAGCCGGGUUUUGGGGCGUGGUCCCGGCGUGUUUCCAGCAGGGUUUUGGACUCGUUGAAAGGAUUUCCACACAGGAACUUGCUGCUGGUCUCCAGCGUUUGCACUUCAGAGGAGGAGGAGCUCAGGCCUCCACCGGGUCUCCUGACGGGCGGAGGCGGGGUCUCAGCGGGGUCGUCGCGUCGCGUCUGCUUCUCCUCGUCUUAAUUUAUGGAAGCUGAAGACGUUUUCUCCAUUCCUUCUGUUCUGGAGUUGUUCUUUAUUGCAUAUUUAUUUUAAAUGUUUUAAUUUGACAAAAAAAAGGUACAUUUUAGUUGUAGUUACUUUCUGUCAGGAAGGGAUUUGUGUGUAAAAUCACAGGUGAGUGUUUUUAGUGUUGAAGUAUUCUGGAAGUGAUCUUUAGGACAUUUACCCCCCAGAGAAAGUUUCCUGUCUGUCUGCAGUGAUUUUGGUCGUUAAUCAUUAAAAGUACUGGAGCCCAGAACACGUGAGAGCGUCAGACUGUCCUGGGUGUCGAGUGGCCAGGAUAGGCUCCAGCAACCCAGUGACCCUGUAAAGGACAAAAACGGGUUUAGAAGACAAACGAAUGAAUGAAUGGAAGAACCUUAGAGAUCCAUUAGAUGUUCUCAUGAGUGGACCAUCAUGCUUUGAUCAUGAGUGGACCAUCAUGCUUUGAUCAUGAGUGGACCAUCAUGCUUUGAUCAUGAGUGGACCAUCAUGCUUUGGGGUCGACCUUGCGUGUUGUUUGCGCUCCUCGUCUGAACGUGCACAAACUGCUGUUUUAUCUGCAGCGUGAAGGAAACUGUUGUCCAACUUCUCAGAAAAAGUGAAAACUCUUUGUUCUGGUCUGAAACUAGUGUUCUGGUUCUGUGCGGUCCAAAUGCAGUGCCUUCUUGGGUUUAGAUCUUUAGUCUUUGCUCUUGUGAGAGUUUUGUUGUUUUCAGGAUCUUUUUUUAGGGGGGGGGGGGGGGGGGUGUCUGUGUUGUUUGCACCUUUGAAUGAAGCUCAAACUUUUCAGGAUUGUUGGAUGAUGAGUCUGUCUUGGAUUUCUCCUCAAAUGUGGCGUCUGAUCUUUGUAAUACUCUAACGUUUUACCUUUUAAAUUAUUUUCUGUGCGUUCAAAGUAUUUUGAUACAAACCUGAUGCAUCAGGUGUGUUCCACCUGUAGGGGGCGCUCUGGGUCUAAUGUGGAACUAGCCAUCAGAGGAUUCAUGUUUUAUAGACUUGUUUUUCCCCAUUUCAUUUGGAUUUAAAGUUUAUUUGAAAAUAUCCAGAUUGAAACUGUUUGUGGACCUUUUUUAGUAUCAAUUUGUCUUUGAUGUAAAUAAAACAUAAUAUUUUGAUUGGAA